Molecule: messenger RNA, 729 nt
Organism: Iphiclides podalirius (scarce swallowtail)
Lineage: Eukaryota; Metazoa; Arthropoda; Insecta; Lepidoptera; Papilionidae
Source: the annotation of a GenBank genome assembly
AUGCUUCCCAAACUGUUUAUGUUCGUUCACAUCGUGACCGUCAGCGCGCGGAAUGUUUACUACGAGCAGUCUUAUUCCGCGCACGUACAAAGUGUGCCUUCCUACAGAGAUGGGCGCAUUGAUCAAAGGGUCUCAACAGACUGGAACGACUGCGACGCCGUGUUCGACGAAAGUGGCUCAAGACAGAGAGAAGUUCCCUCUGAUAAUGGAUAUCGAAUACAGGAUCAAAGAAACAAUAAAGGACGAAGGGUGGACGCAAACACCAAAGGAAUUCAAAGAACGGAGCACGUCAGUGACGUAAUCACCAACGAGCAAUACGCUGUUGACGUGAAAUAUAUUGAGAGACUUUUGAAAACAAACAGACGGCCCGAUACGGUUAUCUUUCACGGAAACGUGAAUUACGAUCGUCAGCCGUUCACUAACGAGCGGAGACCGGAAGACAACGUCGUGUAUAGUACAGGAUCUAGGCAAGAACCCGUCGGGACGCCCGAAAACCAAGAAUUACCGAAUAGGUCAGAGACGAGACCUCUUCAAAGUUCAAACUCCAACACGUCGAUUGAUCAUAACAAAGGCACAAAUAAAUACAAUAAGGAAGAAACGUCUGAUAAAAAUAGAGGAGAAGAAACAACUACCCUAGAAGUUGAUUUAGAAGACAGGGUGGCUUUCACGGGGGACGCAUGCGCGACGGGUUACGCCAAAAUUCAGGGGAAAUGUGUGAAAGAACAGAAG